AUGGGAACAGGAGCUAGUUCUCAACCUAAGCGUCCAAAGACUACUGGAAGAGUAUUUGCUCUUAGUGGUGCCGAAGCUGCUCAGUCUGAUAAUCUAAUACAAGGUAUUUGUUUCAUAGCUGAGAAUCCUUUUGUUGUACUGUUCGAUUCUGGUGCAACUCAUUCUUUCAUUUCUUUUGUCUAUGUCCAAAAAUUGAAAUUGACAGUGUCUUGUUUGAGCUAUGAUCUAGUUGUAGAAACCCCCACAGAUGGUCCCAUAACUACUUCUAGUAUUUGUCUUAAAUGUCCAAUUGUUAUUUCUGAAAUGCAGUUUCUGGUUGACCUUAUCUGUUUGCCUCUUAAUCAACUAAAAAUCAUUCUUGGAAUGGACUGGUUAUCUUCCAAUCAUGUCCUACUAAUUUGCUUUGAAAAAUUCAUAUCCUUUGGUGAGAGUAAAUGUGCAAAGCUUUUAAGUGCUAAUAAAGUAAAAACUUAUUUAAAGGAAAAUGAAAUGGUUUACAUGAUUCACGCCUGUUUGAAACUUGAGAAAGACCAUGAGCUUAGUGAGAUUCCCUUAGUGAGUGAGUUUCCUGAUGUUUUCCCUAAGGACAUGUCUAGCUUACCACCUGAGAGAGAGAUUGAGUUUUCCAUAGACUUAGUACCUAGCACUGCACCCAUAUCUAUAGAGCCUUAUAGAAUGUCCCCUAAGGAGUUAGCUGAACUCAAGAAACAAAUAGAAAAGCUUUAG
Molecule: messenger RNA, 726 nt
Organism: Cajanus cajan (pigeon pea)
Lineage: Eukaryota; Viridiplantae; Streptophyta; Magnoliopsida; Fabales; Fabaceae
Source: RefSeq, a predicted model, not a curated record